AUUACCUUUAAAACUAAAGGAGGAGGAGAGGAUAUAUCAAGCUAGUAGAGAGAAAGAGAUAAGCAGUUAAUAUCCAUCCAAUUCAUGGACUCGAAUGAAAGAUCCGAAGAGAGAAAUAAGACUCAUUCACCGCCACACGAAGAGAUUAAACUCAGCACCGGUAACAACAACAACAGCAGCAGCAGCAGCAGCAUGAAGCUCCGCGACUACAUCCCCAUCUACGUCCCAACGGUCGAGAAAGCGCUUCUGCACCGCACCCCCGAUAGGGAGAAGCGGCUUCUCGACUUCCUGAAAGCGCGGCCCUCCAAGGACUGGUUCCUCAACUUCGGCUUCAUGACAAAGCGGCACGGGAGCCGAAAAAGCGCCACCGCCGCCGCCGUCGACGGCUCCUCCCCGCCGCGCUUCCGCGUGCCGUUCGUCCGCAAAGUCGACUGGAAAGCGCUUUUCGACUACUGCAAGAGCUGGGCCAAGAAGCCCCUCAACAUUGCCCUCCUCGUUUGGCUCUUCUUCGUCGCAAUAGGUGUGCUAUUACUCUUCCUCUUAAUGACGGGUUCGUUAAACGGUGCAAUCCGCAAAAGCUCGGAGCGGAAACGGUGGACCGAGACCACGAACCAAAUCCUCAACGCCCUCUUCACGAUCAUGUGCCUCUACCAACACCCGCUGAUCACGCACCACCUGAUCCUCAUCCUGCGGUGGAGAUCGUCCGACGCGGCCGAGCUCCGCAAGACCUACUGCAAGAACCCCGCGUGUGGACCCUACGAGCGCGCGCAUAUAUUUUUCGUGGUGUCGCUUUUCCACCUCACGUGCUUCUCCCAGUACGCGUAUUGCGCCCUCUUUUGGGCCUACACGAGCAAAAACCGGCCCGAUUGGGCCGUAUAUCUCUUCAUGGGCCUGGGCCUCGCCGCGCCGAUCGUAGCGGCCCUCUACAUGAUUUAUGGGCCUCUGGGUAAAAAACGCGGACACGUGGCGACCGUUGAGUCGCCGGAGCCGCACAACGAGUCAGGGACUAAUUUGCAAAAAGUCUAUAGUGGAAGGGUCGUUGUGACAAAACCGGUCUGGGUUGGCGGGUUAUUUGAUUGCUGGGAUGAUCUCACUGUGGCCUCUCUCUCAUUUUUUUGCACAUUUUGUGUGUUUGGGUGGAACAUGGAGCGGCUCGGAUUCGGUAACAUGUACGUGCAUAUAUUUACAUUUAUGUUCCUCUGCAUUGCUCCUUUUUGGGUUUUUAACGUGGCGGCGCUGAGCAUAAAUGAUGAGGUCGUUAGGUAUAUAGUGGGGGUAAUAGGGAUUGUUUUGUGCUUCCUCGGGGUUUUGUACGGCGGCUUCUGGCGAGUACGAAUGAGGAAGAGGUUCAAACUCCCCGAGAGUCGGUUUUGCUGCGGCAGUGCUGCGGUGAGUGAUGUUGCGCGGUGGUUGUUCUGCUGGUCGUGCUCGUUGGCGCAAGAGGUGAGGACGGGGAAUUUUUACGACGUGGAGGGAGGUAGUUUUUGUGAAAGGGGGACCGAGGAGGGGGUGCAAGGGUUGGAGCCGUUGGAGAGAGAAGGUAGCUCGGGCCCGUCGGAGAAAUCGAGCCCUCCGACUUGGAGCGAGCGGUUGGCGAUUGUCGUCGUCGACGGAGAGGGCGAUCGAGGCGAGAAUUUGGUGAUCGCCGUCGACGGAGAGGGCGAUCAAGGCGAGAAUCGGCACAGGAUGAGUCCACCUGGUACUAUGCUAAUUCAAUCAGGUAGAUGAUGCCAUGCAUGAUGGUGAAAAAUUGAACAACCAAAGUUACAUGAUCUUAUAAUCGUGCAAUG
Ananas comosus (pineapple) is the source of this 1790-nucleotide messenger RNA. RefSeq lists its product as uncharacterized. The record is from RefSeq and is a predicted model, not a curated record. Bases 85 to 1728 code for a protein of 547 amino acids. The transcript has 3 exons. Gene Ontology annotation, molecular function: cyclase activity. Gene Ontology annotation, biological process: sesquiterpene biosynthetic process. Lineage: Eukaryota; Viridiplantae; Streptophyta; Magnoliopsida; Poales; Bromeliaceae.